Molecule: messenger RNA, 1211 nt
Organism: Macrobrachium nipponense
Lineage: Eukaryota; Metazoa; Arthropoda; Malacostraca; Decapoda; Palaemonidae
Product: adhesive plaque matrix protein-like
Exons: 3
Coding region: 1-969 (322 amino acids)
Cellular component (GO): extracellular matrix
Source: RefSeq, a predicted model, not a curated record
AUGCAAGGAGGAAGGAGCAGAACAAUUCAGAAAAGCCCUUCAGGAGGAAUUGAGAGGAUUCAGUUAGGAUUCGUGGGAAUGCAGGAAGAAGGAGCAGAAAAUUCAGGAAAGCCCCAAGAGAAUUAUGAGGAUUCAGCGGUGGGGAAAGCAGUCAGCUCCCACUACCCACCACCAUCGUAUCACCACACCACACAUCCUCCACACCAUUCCACAUCAUAUACUGAUCAAAAGCCAACAUACAGGCAUCAUACGCCUACAUAUACCCCUUCCUAUACACCAGCCCCUUAUUAUAAGCCAAAAACAACGUACGCACCUCACUACACGACUCCGAAGCCAAGUUAUGAUUACGAAACUCCGAUUUAUAAGCCUAAGCCAACCUACAAACCGGAGCCUACGUACACGCCUGUGUACACGCCUGCGCCUGUCUAUACACCCACUCCCGCCUAUGAAGAGCCUGUAUACACACCCACGCCUUCCUAUGAAGAGUCCGUCUACACGACAGAACCUUAUAAACCCGUAUAUACACCGAAACCAACUUACGAACCCGUUUACAAGCCCAAGCCUACAUACGAGCCAGCUUACAAACCAGAACCAGUCUACAAGCCAAAGCCCGUGUACAAAGCAAAGCCCGUCUACAAACCAAAGGCAAAAGUCUACAAGGCUGAACCUGAGUACUAUGAUCAUCAAACAAAGUACGACUUCGGUUACGGCGUCGUCGACAACUACCACGGGACCAACUUCGGCCACUCGGAGAAACGCGAAGGUUAUAGGACUGAAGGCGAAUACUUCGUAGAUCUGCCUGACGGUCGCCGGAUGGUCGUCAGGUAUUACUCCGACGAAACGGGAUAUCAUCCUACUAUAACUUACGAGGGAACUCCCGUCUACGAUGCUCCCGAAGCCCGCCUACAAACCAAAGCCCACCUAUGCACCCAAGCCACACUACAAGAGCGAACCCGUCUACAAGAGUGAACCUGUCUACAAAAGCGAACCAGUCUACAAAAGUGCACCCGUCUACAAGAGUGAACCCGUCUACAAAAGCAAGCCUGUCUACAAAAGCGAACCCGUCUACAAAAGUGCACCCGUCUACAAGAGCGAACCCGUCUACAAGAGUGAACCUGUCUACAAAAGCGAACCAGUCUACAAAAGUGCACCCAUCUACAAGAGUGAACCCGUCUACAAGAGCAAGCCUGUAUACAAAAGCGAACCAGUCU